AUGGGCGAACAGGAACCGCAACAGAAUGGUUUCCAUCUAGAUGCUCCGAUGAGCCCUCCGUACGAUGACCUGACUCCGCCAGGGGACAAUGGCCUUACAACAGUUGAUCUCAUGGACACUGACUCUCCGCCGGAUUAUGCCCAGUUGAGGAGCCAGGGGGAAAAGACGCAUAGCCCGGUUUUCGAAUUGGGGGGUUAUAGAUGGAGACUUCUUCUAUUCCCGUCAGGGAACAGGACUAGAGACACAGUUUCUGUCUUUCUGGAGUCCUUGGAUGCCUCUGAACAACCCCAGGACUCCGACUGGCACGUUUGCGCGAGGUUCGCCGUAGCGCUCAUAAAUCCCAGGGAUGAGAGCCGGAUCGUCCACCAAGAUGCACAACACAGAUUCGAUUCUCAAUCGGUUGAUUGGGGAUUCAGUGUAAUGACCACCAUCGCGAAGUUAUACCGAGGGUCGGAGGAAAUGCCAGCGAUAAUCGACAGGGAGGAGCUCAACAUUGUGGUGUGGGUCAGGAUAUACCAUGACGACCUGGGUGUAUUGUGGCACAAGUUCGACCGAUGGGAUUCCCGCAAAGAGACCGGAUUCGUGGGGUUGAAGAACCAGGGUGCCACGUGCUACAUGAACUCGGUUCUGCAGUCAUUAUACUUUACGAACUAUUUCAGAAAGGCAACAUUCCAAAUCCCGAGCGAGAACGAAGAUCCACAAAAGUCCAUUGUACUAGCUCUCCAACGCAUUUUCUACAACCUGCAAGCUUCCCCGGAUGCCGUCGGGACAACGGAGUUAACCAAGUCCUUCGGAUGGGAUGCGCUGGACUCGUUCGCGCAGCACGAUGUACAAGAGUUUAACCGUGUCUUGCAGGACAACCUGGAGAGCAAAAUGAAAGGCACGAAAGCUGAAGGAGCGAUAUCGAGAUUGUUUGUUGGGAAGAUGAAAAGUUUCAUUACGUGUAUCAACGUUCCCUAUGAGUCUUCGAGGAUGGAAGAUUUCUACGAUAUCCAACUGAACGUCAAGGGAUGCAAGAACCUAAUCGAAUCCUUCAACGAUUACGUAGCCGUGGAGACUCUGGAUGGCGACAACAAAUACCAAGCGGAAGGCUACGGGCUUCAAGAUGCAAAGAAGGGUGUCAUUUUCACGGCAUUGCCACCAGUGUUGCACUUGCAACUGAAACGCUUCGAGUACGACUUCCAGCGGGACGCCAUGGUGAAGAUCAACGACAGACAUGAAUACCCGACCGAAAUCGAGCUUGACGGGUACCUGGACCCUAGUGUUCCGCAGACUGUCUCUCAGAAAUACCAUCUGCACGGCGUACUUGUGCAUAGCGGAGAUCUUCACGGCGGACACUACCAGGCAUUCCUUCGCCCGGGAUUGGACGAGAAGUGGUACAAGUUCGACGACGAUAGAGUCACCCCUGCGUCCAAGAGGGAAGUCUUUGACGAGAACUUUGGCGGGGAAUUCCAGUCCGCCAACCGCCAGGGUUUGAAGCUGAAGCGGUUCACCAAUGCGUACAUGUUGGUGUACAUUCGCGAUGGCGAUCGCCCCACUGUUCUGGCGCCAGUGACACCAGAGGAUAUUCCGCUACACUUGCAGAAGCGGCUCACGGAGGAAAAGAUCAAUGCUGAGCGCGAGAGGAAGGAACAGGAAGAGGCAUACCUUUACGUCACGGUGCGCAUCAUUCAAGACGAGGACGUUGCUACACAUCACGGCUUCGACCUCUUCAACUUCAACUAUCCCGCGGGCGUCAACGCUCAAAAGGUGCUGAGAACGCAGAAGCUCGGCCAAUUCAAGGCGGACCUGUGUCACCAGCUCGGUUUACAGCCCGAAGAGUUCCGCGUGUGGAACAUGGUCGCCCGACAGAACAAGACACUGCGACCGGACGCAAUCAACACCGUAGACUCUAACGAAUGGACAAUGGAACAGGCGCUCAACAAAAUGGGCAAGUCGAAUAACGAGAUCCGGUUCUACAUUGAGAGCAUCAAAGGCCGCCCGCUCCAUUGGUACUCGUCCUCGGGCAACUACCCCCCACCCGACCAGCCGAAGAUCAGUCCCAUUCGCAAUAAGGAGCCCGGAUCCGGCACUGACAAGGGGCUCACCCUCUGGUUAAAAGAGUACGAUCCCGUCACCGCCAAUCUGCAUUACAUCGGUCGUCUGUACGUCGAUGACAAGGACACGAAAAUCGGGGAAAUCAUCCCUACUCUGGUGGAAGCUGCUGGUCUGGCACCGAGCACCCCUAUCAAGGUUUACGAGGAGGUCAAACCCGAGAUGAUCGACACCCUGAAGCUGAAACUCACCUUCCACACCGCGGAAAUCGGCGACGGAGACAUUCUCGUCAUUCAGCGCGAACUCACUCCGGAAGAGACGGAGGCCAUCCAGGACCCCUCGUUAAAAGACGCCUUGGAUUACUACACCAGGAUGAAGAACCGCGUUACAAUGAGCUUCCGACUCCGUGGUCGCGAGCGUGACGACUCGGAGGCGCUGCAGAUCGUCUUGUCUCGGAGGACCACAUACCCGGAGAUCCAGGAGAUCAUCGCGCAACGCACGGGAGCCGAAUCUGAGAAGAUCCGACUGCUGUCAGUCAUUCCGCACAAUGGAGCCCCGAACUGGAUAUUAGAUAUGGGCUUUGGGCCCAAGGGGGUGCCGGUUCUGGAGGCCAUCCAUCCGGGGCUGGACGCUGGUAUUGUGGUCUAUGAGGUGCUGGGCGUGCAGGUGAAGGAACUUGAGAACAAGCGCUUCAUGAAGGUUUGGUGGGUCGACAAGAAGAACCGGGAGCAGGGACCAUUUGACUUCCUACUGCCAAAGACAGGGAAGGUCGCGGACAUUGGCGUACAAGUUGCGGAGAAGAUCCACGAUGGCACCAUCACCGUGGAUGAAGAUGCAGCAAACCAGGUGUCUCUACAACCACCUCGCUACCGUAUCUACGAGAUUGCACGUGACGGUAGGCUGCUGAAGCUCUACAACGACACGGAUCACAUCGACACUAUCCGUGAUUCCACCGACAUCUAUGUCGAGGUUAGUGUGGACGGGCUUCCGGAAAUCCUGGCUGAUGAAAUCAACGCACACCCCAUCCAAGUCUUCCACUUCACCAAGGAGCUCUCCCGCGGAUUCGGCAUACCACUUUGGCUCCCUAUCAUCCCCGCCGAACCCUUCUCCGCGACCCGUGAACGCCUGCAGGCACGCCUGGGCAUGAACGAAAAGGACUUUGCGAAAGCCAAGUUUGUCCUUGUUAACGCGAGGGGAACGACACGGGCUGAUGAGGCCCUGAUUGAUGUCUUCACCUCGGUUGCAGAUGAUCUGUUGUCCGAGCUGCCGCGCAAUGAGGAAUGGUCACUAGGAGUGGAUCACUUGGACCGAUCUGGAAGAGCGCGUCUCGGCUCAUUCGAGAAGGCCAUCAAGAUCUUUGUGUCGAGGUUCCUUUCAUCCCCUCCACUUCCUGCCCGGGUAUCAAACCCUACCAUGCGCCCAAACUCCGUCCACAUCGCCAUGCCAAAACCCAACCCUUCCGGGGGCUACCUGUCCCUCACCCGACCCGCACCACGCAACGAAGCCAACCCCGUCAAAGUCGCGUUCCUCCUCGCCUCAUUACUCGUCCUCAUUCUAUUCGCGCAUUGUCAGUGGGGAACGGGGGCCGGCCAGUCGAGCGGAUAUGUGCUGCAGGAGGUGGAUGACGAGGUUUUGGAGGUUGAAGAUUAUGUGGGGAGGGCGGAGAAGAUAUUGAGGAAGGUGCCGUUGGUUGAUGGGUGA
Messenger RNA from Fimicolochytrium jonesii, 3735 nucleotides. RefSeq names its product ubiquitin carboxyl-terminal hydrolase 5. Gene Ontology annotation, cellular component: cytosol; nucleus. Gene Ontology annotation, molecular function: cysteine-type endopeptidase activity; cysteine-type deubiquitinase activity; protein binding. The transcript has 13 exons. The record is from RefSeq and is a predicted model, not a curated record. Gene Ontology annotation, biological process: regulation of protein stability; protein deubiquitination. Lineage: Eukaryota; Fungi; Chytridiomycota; Chytridiomycetes; Spizellomycetales; Powellomycetaceae. The coding region runs from base 1 to 3735 and encodes 1244 amino acids.